AUGAUAAUUGCACCAACGGAACUGAAUGCCGCCAGCUCUUUGACAUCGUGUGGGGCUGCUUUACGACGCUCUUCCUCGUGCUAUGGCUAUCCAUGCACCCGAAUGUCCCUCCUCCGCGUCCAGCGCCACCUGCCAAAGACGCUGGGCUGUACCAGCGCGAGGGAGUUGGCUCGGGGGUACAAUUUAUCCCUGACGCACGGCUUCUUCAUCGGCAUGGGCGGAUUUGUCGACGCCGACGGCCAUCCCAUCGUCACUCGGGCACAACUCAGCAUGGGCCAUCAGACGCCCAGCAUCGACGAGCAGAUCCACGCCGUCGACAAAGCGGCGAUCGAGGACAAGAGCAAACGCAGCGGCGUCCUCGCGGCGAUCGUGCUGUGCCAGGCCGCGUGGUUCAUCGUGCAGUGCAUGGCGCGCCACGUGCGCCGUCUACCGCUGGCGCCGCUUGAGCUGCUGACGCUCGCCUUCGUCACGAUGCACCUGCUCAACUCGACGUUAACUCAAGGAGGAUUGUACAGUAUUAUGAAUGUAAUGUGUUUGUAA
This is a messenger RNA of Mycena indigotica, 540 nucleotides long. RefSeq lists its product as uncharacterized. The record is from RefSeq and is a predicted model, not a curated record. The transcript has 2 exons. The coding region runs from base 1 to 540 and encodes 179 amino acids. Lineage: Eukaryota; Fungi; Basidiomycota; Agaricomycetes; Agaricales; Mycenaceae.